CUUUCCAAACAGAAAAUAUUUUGAGAGCUUUUAGUCGGAUUGAAACAGUAUCCUUACUAAGGAAAUCAUCAUCAUCAUCCUCCCCUUUGGAGAAUGGGAACCGUUAUUGACUCCCAUUUCUUGGUCCUCACUGCCAUUGUUACUGUGGGAUAUCAAUUUUUUUUCUUUGUAAUCACUGCUCUUCUCAAAUUUGAUAAAGUCACUGACUUUGCUGGAAGCACGAAUUUCAUAAUACUUGCUGUGUUGACCUUUGUACUAAAAGCAUCAUGGUUUUUUCGACAGGUGGUCUUGACUUUGCUGGUAGUGAUAUGGGGCAUUCGCCUGGCACUGUUUCUAUUGUUGAGGAUCCUGCACUGGGGAGAGGAUCGCCGUUUUGAUGAAAUGCGUAAUAAUUUGGGAAAAUUAGCUAUCUUCUGGAUAUUUCAGGCUGUUUGGGUGUGGACUGUGAGUUUACCUGUGACAGUAGUUAAUGCAAGUGACAGAGAUCUAUCUCUUCAAGAUGCAGAUAUCAUAGGUUGGAUCAUGUGGGCUGUUGGUAUUGCAGUUGAAGCUACGGCUGAUCAGCAAAAACUUUUAUUCAAGAACUCUCCUGAAAACAGAGGAAAAUGGUGCACUAUUGGAUUAUGGAAAUAUUCCCGUCAUCCAAAUUAUUUUGGGGAGAUUUUACUUUGGUGGGGAAUUUUUGUUGCCUCUUCUCCUGUACUGGAAGGUGCUGAAUGGCUCGUAAUCGUGGGGCCAAUCUUUCUGACAUUGUUGCUUCUCUUUGUUAGUGGCAUUCCAUUACUCGAGGAGUCAGCAGACAAGAAGUUCGGUAAUGUGGGUCCAUAUAGGGUAUACAAGAAGACAACUAGCCCUCUUAUUCCACUGCCACCAGCGGUAUACAGGAACUUGCCCUUGUGGUUCAAAGCAACUCUACUCUUUGAAUUUCCUUUCUACAGUCGUAACCUUCCACAAGAAGAGCCAAACUGGUGUAGAACAAGCCAGGAAGAGAACAAAGACGGAUUGAAGAUUCGCUAGCUCCCAAUAAAUUUACCGUGUUCAUUAACAUUUUAUACCCUGGUGUGUGAUCACUGGAAAUUGAAUCUUGAAAUGCUGAUACCUUCACACGAUGGCAAGUAGGGUCUUGUUCUACUAAUCUUGGAAUGCCUUGCAUGGGCGUCCAUUUCCUGUUGUCAUCUUCUUAAAAAUACAUCUAAAACUUUAACUUUGACAAUUGUGUUCGGACCCGUGUGAAAGUUUAAUUGAAAGUUUACUAGGAUGUGCAGUUCAAAAACCUUUUUUUCCCUGGUGAUGCUGCUGUUAAU
Rubroshorea leprosula is the source of this 1304-nucleotide messenger RNA. The record is from the annotation of a GenBank genome assembly. Lineage: Eukaryota; Viridiplantae; Streptophyta; Magnoliopsida; Malvales; Dipterocarpaceae.